CAUGAGUUUUUAUGUUUUAUCCUUUCGGAAAGGAGUUAAAGCUUAAGUAUUAUGCUCAACAAUCAGCACAUCAUGGAUAAACUGAAGGGGUAAAGCAUCCCAUUCAUGACAACAGACUCGGAACUAGUUGCCCACUCACUACACCAGACUCAGAAUUAGUAGCCCUUGGAAGCAAAUGGGCAACUUGAUUCUUUUAUCUUCUAACAAACAACUUUGGGAUAACUUUAAUGAAGGAAAAAACUUCAUUUGAUCGUUACAAUCAUUUGCAAUAAAAAAUUAAUAAGAAUCACGGUGAGGAUUGAUAAAGUGAAAAUAAUGCGGGGUUGAUAUUUUAUGUGGAGGAAAGAGUAACACAUACUGACAAACCACACACUACUUUUUAAAAUUGGAAACACAGUAAAGUACAGACCAAAAAGGAAAAUAUGCACAACAAAUUGGGAUUAAGUGAGGCACACAUGAAUAACAAAUCAACUUAUGAGGUUGAUUUAUCAUCAGCUAGCUUAUUGGCUUGCCUGUAGAGCUUAUUUUUGUGGUUCUGAUUCAUUUUAAGCUCUCAAUAAGCUAUUCAUUUGGUAAAUGAAAUAAGAGCUUAACAUAAGUUCUUAUUUAAAAGCUAUCUCCUUUAGUGUUUCAGAAAGAAGAUCUCCUGUUUACUUUGUUUCCACUAAUAACCAGUUUGGAAAAAUAAUGCUGUUUAUUCAUCCUUAUUCAAUGUAAGGAACUCCAUUUUCUCUUUUUACGUACUCACUAUAUAAGCUAUGCAACAACUAAAUUUUCAAACACUUUUAACAUAGGCUGUUAGCUACUUCCCCACACUCAUUCUCUGACAGAGGUAGAAUAAGUAGCGUUUGACAUAGUUAUUCAGCUAAAACGGAUGUUACCUAACACUUCUCUUUCUAGGAAAUCGAGCAAUUUCAGCCAAAUAACUUUUUACCAAUCUGGACUUUUAAUAUGUGCAAUAAACCCCGUAACACAAGAAUAUUUUUGCAGGCAGAGAUACUUGCUAGUUACAAACCAACUGUGGACACACAAUCACUAGUUCCUAAUUUGAAACAAGUGGAUGAUAUGGUCACAAAGGCUCUGGAGUAUUUCAAGAGCACUAGGCAUGUCAUUCUUUACUAUGAGGACAUCAUUAAAAACAAAACUAAACUGAUGGAUGUUCAAGAUUUUCUAAGGGUUCCUCAUCAAGAAUUAAGAAGCCGUCAAGUAAAGAUACACAAGGGGGCUUUAUCGUCUCAGGUAGAGAACUGGGGAGAAGUUGAGAAGACGCUCAAGGGCACUCCUUACGAGGCCUUCCUGCAACCUGAUUACGAGGUCUAAUUGUACAUUUCUUUUUCUACCUUAACAUAUUCUUUAUUUUUGUUAGCAGAAGCCAACAGGGAAGAGGGAAGUGUUUGUCCUAAUUCAUAAUGUAGUUAAUUAAUAGCAUGUUGCCUUCUUAUGUAUUCCUCCAUUGCAAAAUCCUUCAAUUUUGCUGAUUACCCUUAACGCCGUUAAGGGUACCUCUGUUAACCUCUCGUCGCUACAAAUGAUACCUGAAUUCUUGUUUCUGGGGAAUUAAUAUAAUGUAAUUUA
Cuscuta campestris is the source of this 1575-nucleotide messenger RNA. Lineage: Eukaryota; Viridiplantae; Streptophyta; Magnoliopsida; Solanales; Convolvulaceae. The record is from the annotation of a GenBank genome assembly.